UUAUAAAUAUUCAUUGGAUACGUUCUAAGACGUACACAAUAAAAGAAAACAAACACACACACAAGAUGUCUGCUGGAAAAGAAAUAGCAGCGGCUAUGGUGAUGAUGAGUCUGAGCUUCAAAGUGAUGCUCACAUUGGCAUCGGUGUAUUAUUUUCCUUCGGAAUAUUGGGGAGACGAUAUAUUUUAUGAAAGCGAGACGGCCAAGAGGUACAAGGAAGAAGGGAUAUCUAUGGUUCCAAAGGGUUGUCCAGAUAAGUGCGGCGAGGUUAGUAUCUACUAUCCCUUCGGAAUUGGACCUGACAAAAGUUGCUAUUUGAACGAAUGGUUCCACAUAAAUUGCACCAAAUCCUCCAAUGGUGCUGAGAGAGCUUUCUUGAUGAGCUCCUUUUCUGGUGACAGGGAGGGCGUACGGCGAGAGAUUCUUUACAUUUCCAUUUUCUCAGAAAUAAUUGUAAUCAAAGAGCCAAUCUCUACUUCCGCCUGUCAAACCACCGGCUCCGGUAACGGAAGCAAUAAUGCCUCCAUAAAUAAUGGAAACACAAAACUAUCCCAAACCCCAUUCUUUUACUCUGCCAGAUACAACACGUUCUUGAUUUUUGGUUGUGGUGGCGCUUCCCUCAGCAAGCCUGGUGAAGAGUUCAAACAACUCGGUUGCACUUUGAAUUGCAGCAGAAAAACCACCCUACUAAAAACUGUAGGUGAUUGCAAAGGCAUAAACUGUUGCCAGCUCCCCAUUGAUGAAGAUGUACAAACAUACCAUGUCAACUUCACAAGAACAGAAUCAUCAGCCGUCAAGGAGGCCGCCUGCAACUAUGCCUUCUUUUUUGGUGGUUCUACUUUACCAUACAGCCUUCAAAGGUUUCCAAGCAGGCAGCAGGAAGAGGUGGUUGUCCCGGUCGUUUGGAGGUGGAACAUCACAAAACACGACUUGCUCUACUUGGCUCCUUCCUUCAUAGACGACCACUGCGGUACAAAUUAUGAUGGUUAUUAUAUGUGUGAUUGCCGAUAUCCAGAAGGAGGGAACGCUUACUUACCACACGGAUGCAAAAAAAUAUAUGGCCCGAAGAUUAGCCUUAAGAAACUAUCUGCUAUUAUCGGUGUUAGUGCAAGUUUUGGAUUUGUGUUGUUAAUAUGGACUUGUGUCGUCCUCUAUAAAGCCAUCAAGAAGAGAAAGAUGAAGAAAUUGAGGCAGAAGUUCUUCAAGCGUAAUGGAGGUCUCCUAUUACAGCAACAACUCUUAGCAAAAGAAGGGACAGUAGAGAAGACAAAGAUUUUUACAGCAAGUGAGUUGGAUAAAGCCACAGAUCACUUCAAUGUGGAUAGAAUAGUAGGCCGAGGUGGGCAAGGCACAGUGUACAAAGGAAUGUUAAUUGAUGGGCAAAUCGUUGCAGUUAAGAAAUCUCAAGCAGUGGACGAGGACCAACUGGAGCCAUUUAUCAAUGAGGUUGUCAUUCUUUCCCAAAUCAAUCAUAGAAAUGUUGUGAAACUCAUGGGGUGUUGUUUGGAGACAGAAGUUCCCAUUUUAGUUUAUGAAUUUAUACCAAAUGGAACACUUUUCGGCCUUAUCCAUAACAAUUUUGAGGAUGAACUCAUUCCUCUUUCAUGGAAUAUUCGUCUCAGAAUUGCAUCGGAGGUGGCUUGUGCAUUAGCUUAUCUCCACUCCGCAACAUCAGUUCCCAUCUACCACAGAGACAUCAAGUCGGGUAACAUUCUUCUGGACGAGAAAUUUCGAGCUAAAGUUUCAGAUUUUGGAACCUCAAGGUCUAUUUCAAUUGACAAAACUCACUUGACUACCAUGGUGAAGGGGACAUUUGGGUAUUUAGACCCUGAGUAUUUUCAAUCUAGCCAGUUCACAGAAAAAAGUGACGUUUACAGUUUCGGAGUUGUCCUUGCUGAGCUCUUGACGGGACAAAAGCCAAUUUCAUUUGACCUUGAUGAUGAUGAGAAUAGAAGCUUGGUAUCACGUUUUUUGUUGUGCAUGGAAGAGAACCGUAUCAUGGAGAUUCUUGAUGUGGAAGUUAUAGUGCAAGGUAAAAAGGAAGAUAUUGUGGCAAUGGCUAGGCUUGCACAACGUUGUUUGAACUUCAACGGAAAGAAAAGGCCUACCAUGAAAGAAGUGGCCACAGAGUUGGAUGCCAUUAAAGCAUCUCAUUCUCAUCUCCCCUCGGCCAUGGAAACAUUGGAGAUUGAAUCAGAUUUCAUAGCUUAAUAAUUUUACUGUGUUAAUUUGUUGCGUCUACUUUUCUUCA
This is a messenger RNA of Ipomoea nil (Japanese morning glory), 2250 nucleotides long. Its product is annotated as wall-associated receptor kinase-like 1. The transcript is spliced from 3 exons. Gene Ontology annotation, molecular function: ATP binding; protein serine/threonine kinase activity; polysaccharide binding. Bases 66 to 2210 code for a protein of 714 amino acids. The record is from RefSeq and is a predicted model, not a curated record. Gene Ontology annotation, cellular component: plasma membrane. Gene Ontology annotation, biological process: protein phosphorylation; cell surface receptor signaling pathway. Lineage: Eukaryota; Viridiplantae; Streptophyta; Magnoliopsida; Solanales; Convolvulaceae.